GAUCCGCAUGGCCAAGGACUGUGGGGCAGACUGCGCUAAGUUUCAGAAGAGCGAACUGGAAUACAAAUUCAACAAAAAAGCCUUAGAGAGGCCGUACACCUCAAAACACUCCUGGGGGAAGACCUACGGGGAGCACAAGCGCCACUUGGAGUUCAGUCACGACCAGUACAGAGAGCUGAAGAAGUACGCGGAGGAGGUUGGGAUUUUCUUCACGGCUUCUGGCAUGGAUGAGAUGGCUGUAGAAUUUCUUCAUGAACUAGAUGUUCCAUUUUUCAAAGUAGGAUCAGGAGAUACAAACAAUUUCCCAUAUUUGGAAAAGACUGCAAAGAAAGGACGCCCAAUGGUGAUUUCCAGCGGGAUGCAGUCGAUGAACACAAUGCACCAGGUGUAUCAGAUUGUGAAGCCCAUCAAUCCAAACUUCUGCUUCCUGCAGUGCACCAGUGCCUACCCGCUUCAGCCCGAGGAUGUCAAUCUCCGUGUUAUAUCGGCGUAUCAGUCAGCUUUUCCCGACAUCCCCAUUGGCUAUUCGGGGCACGAAACUGGCAUUGCCAUUUCGGUGGCAGCUGUUGCUCUGGGUGCAAAAGUGGUGGAGCGUCACGUGACUCUCGACAAAACAUGGAAAGGAAGUGACCACCAGGCUUCCCUGGAGCCAAAGGAGCUGGCAGAGCUAGUGAAGGCCAUCCGUACUGUGGAAAAAGCAAUGGGUUCUCCAAUCAAACAGCUCCUGCCUUGUGAAAUGGCUUGCAAUGAAAAGCUGGGGAAGUCUGUUGUGGCAAAAGUGACCAUUCCUGAAGGAACCGUACUGACACUUGACAUGCUGACAGUGAAAGUGGGAGAGCCUAAGGGUUUUGCUCCAGAAACUAUCUUUGAUCUGGUGGGCCAGAAGGCAAAGACAACAAUUGAAGAAGAUGAAACCAUCACUGAGCAGGCAGUCAAAAAAGUGAAGUGCUAAACCAAAGCUCUCCAUUUGAUAUUUUAUGAUGUCAGUCUGUCCUACUGCACAGCAUGUUUAAGUAUAGUGACAUGGUGGGUUAGAAAGGAUCUAAGAAGAUUACAUUUUCAGGGUUUGUUCUGCAGGAAGUUUUCGCAACUAGGGGAUAUAAAUUAUGAAAAGCAAUUUUAUUAGAAACUGCACUGUACUGUGUCUAGAAAAUACCAUGUUCCUCCUCUUCCAUUCCACUUCAAUUAAUUUGGAUUUUUUGCCAACUAGCAACUAGCUUGAUAAGCACGAAAUCACAUUGGUGUUAUCAGUCUGCGUUUGUCUGUGACAGAAUCAAUUGCUAGUUAUGGUUAUUAUGGUGACCAAGGUCUACUUUUUUCUAGCUUUCUUUUUCCGAUAAGAAUACACUAAUCCUAAUAAUUUGUCUAUACUUGAAUUGUUCUUUUACUGUAAAGUCUCUCUUCUGCCAUUUCCUUUAAUCUCAUGAAUAUGGGAUGCAAGUUCUUGUUAAAUGCAAAGAGAAGAAUUACCUAAACUAAACAGACAGUUUUACGCAUGCAAUAUGAUUGUUCUUAAGAUAUGUCUUAAGAUUUAAAAAAAGUCUCAAGUUAAAGGAAUGGGUGGCAGGAACCUGCUUGAGGAAUAGAAGUGGACAAACUCACGGAAGUGCAGCAGUAUAGAGAAGGGAGAUAAUAAUCUAUUCCUGUGGUGCCAAUCUUUCAAAAGCUAGCUCCUUAAGGAAAGCUAGGUUCCAGUAUGCACUUACCUUCUCAAAGGCAGUACCAACAAAGUCACUGAAUUGGAUAUGGAGACAGCUCCCAUAUAAGGAGCUUGAAAAAGAACCUUUUUGUACUUUUUAUAAACUGAAAGGCAAGACAGCAAGCUAGAUGAGGCAAAAUUCACCCAAUGUGGAUCAGUGGAAGUAAAUUUAAUCUGUGCUUCCAGAAAUUGGCAAAAGCAUCUGUCAGCUUACUGAAUCUUGGCAUCCUAAUAAAUUCUGCUGUGCAGCUUCUCUAUUUGUAUGUGAGGACAGCUGCUCAGGUAAGAAAUCAAAUGCUAGUAAAGAUUUUGCAGCCUUCUUUUUGUACAAAGAUGCUGUGUUGGAAUUCUUCCCCCUCCUCCCCCACACACUGCUCUUUGAAACAGCUGAAGCUAGCUACUUGACUAGAUCACCUCAUUGACUAGAUCACAGCAUGAUUGCCAGCACUCUUCUGUGCACUCCACUCUCGCAAUACAGGUGCUUUUCAAGUAAGAAGUGCAGUCCCUUUGCCUAUUGUCUUUGGGCAAGACCAGGUGGCAGCAGGUAUAAUACAUAUCUCAACUAGCUUGAUAAGCACGAAAUCACAUUGGUGUUAUCAGUCUGUGUUUGUAUGUGAACAGAAUCAAUUGCUAGUUACGGUUAUUAUGGUUAUUGCUACCUCUUAAUCAUAAAUUGGUAAAAUGUCUUGAAUUUGAUGGUUAUUUUUCUGUGCCUGUAAGUAGUUCACUUUCCAAAUGUGUACUUUUCUGCAGCUCUGAAGAGUCUGUAGUUCUGUCUUUAAACUGGGAAGAAACUGUUUGAAUCACGUGCUUGUGACAGUCUGUGAGUGCUGAUGCAGUAUGCUUGCCUUACAUUAAGAAACAACUCAACUGUUUAAUUUUUUUAAAUGGCAAGUUUAAAAAAUAAAUCCAGCUUUCAAAACAA
Molecule: messenger RNA, 2624 nt
Organism: Meleagris gallopavo (turkey)
Lineage: Eukaryota; Metazoa; Chordata; Aves; Galliformes; Phasianidae
Gene: NANS
Product: N-acetylneuraminate synthase
Biological process (GO): carbohydrate biosynthetic process
Molecular function (GO): N-acylneuraminate-9-phosphate synthase activity
Source: RefSeq, a predicted model, not a curated record